AUGGACCUACAGGUAAGGAAAGGUUUCUUCUAAGCAGACGAAGUCUUCCAUUUUUGGACUUGGCUGGAGAACUGUGUCUUCCUUCAGUUUCCUUAUAAACUAACCACCUUUCUGUCUUUACAGCCUGUGAACGGACUUAUCUCAAAUCUUGAAUCGUUAUUCAAUGACAUCUACAGAGAGGCUGCGAAUAUCUGUGUCAAAAGGGAACUCUUUCAAGAAAUCGCCCGGAGAGCUAAAGAUCUGGAGCACGUGGUUCUCAGAUUCCAAUAUCAGGUAUCUUCCUCUGUGAAGAAUGCUCUGGAAGAUCUCAGCAUAACUCUGGAGGACAUCAACCAGUGGAUGAUGACAGUUUCCAGUUACGGCACUAUAGGGAGAUUUGUGAAGUCUGGAAAAUGUGAGGAAGACUUCAACAAAUAUGUUAGAAAGCUUUACGAUCACCAUGUGUUUCUGUCUGAUAAUGUUCCUUCCACAAUGGGAAGGAAGCUGGCCGGGGUGCAACAAAGGAUAUCACCUGUGUUUGAUGUCAGUGGUCCUUCCCUUCCCGUUGUUGGUCAGACAGGACCAUUGUUUGACCCCAGGUCCUAUGCAACACCUCCAUUAAAUACUUCAUUUGUCCGCAUAGACAAUCUCACAGUGAACGUCAGCAGCCCGGACCAAUUGAAUUUACUCCAAGACCUUUCCCCAUUGAACCAGAUCUAUAACCGGUCGUUUGUCCGCAUAGACAAACUCACAGUGAACUUCGGCAACCCCAACCAAUCCAAUCCAUUCAUAUCCAAUAGAAUCCGAUACUUGAACCAAUAA
This is a messenger RNA of Xyrichtys novacula (pearly razorfish), 801 nucleotides long. NCBI's taxonomy places the organism in Eukaryota, Metazoa, Chordata, Actinopteri, Labriformes, Labridae. The record is from the annotation of a GenBank genome assembly.